AUGGCGAGGUUCCGGCUUUUGUCUCUUUUAGCUUUCCUCUGUGUACUGGAAAAUGCUGUCGCCCUCCCUCAGGGCUAUAGUGAUGAGCCUAAACCCAAUCUCAAACCUCUUCUCACCGACCAAAUUCGUAAAUGGUCACUCAACACGACCGUUUCAUUCCCUAGUUCUCCUGCUUUCAAUGCCUCUACGGAGCGCUGGACCAUCGCCGAUCCACCUACCUAUGUCGCUGCUAUUAGGCCCGGGACAGAAGAAGAUAUUAGCAAAGUAAUCAACCUGGCCAGGACUAAAAGAUUUCCAUUUUUGACUAGAGGAGGUGGGCAUGGUUACGCUGCCAGCCUUGGUGACUUUCAGCUUGGACUCUCUCUGGAUCUGAGUCAGUGGAAGAAUCUUAAGAUUGACAAAAAGGCCCGGACUCUCACUGUAGGCCCUGGUAUUACGUUUGCCGAAAUCUUCGACCCUUUGUUCAACGCCGGAUUUUACAUUCAAACCGGGAGUUGCUCAUGUCCCUCCAUGAUUGGUGUUACUCUCGGGGGCGGAAUCGGAAGAUUAAUGGGGAAAUACGGCUUGCUGAUGGACGCCCUCCAGUCCGUCCGUAUGGUUGGGGCUGAUGGAAAGGUGAUGACAGUUUCAGCGAAUUCCCACCCUGAUCUAUGGUGGGGAAUUCGUGGUGCCGGCGCGAAUUUUGGAGUCAUCACGUCUGCUACAUACAAAGUUUAUCCAUUGGUCAACAAUGAAAACGUUUUCGUCGCCGAUUUCUAUGUCCCGGUGGAGAGAAGCCGGGAGUAUUUCGACAUGGUUGAAGUCAACUUCAGCAAUAUGCCUGCCAAUUUGGCCCAGGUGCAACUUGUCGGCAACUGGGUUUACUUCGGGACUGAGAAAGAGGCUCGCAAAGUGCUUGGCCCGGUGUUCAAUCUGAAUGCCACCUCAUCUACUCGAAUUGUUCAAUGGAACAAACUAGUCUCGUCCGGUGGGUUUGACGAGUUCAUUUGUCAACCCAAUCAGCCGCGCUCUCUUUUCAGUUUAAACCAGAAGAUUUACUCUGCGGAUGGCUACCGGGCGGGCUUUGAGAAGAUUGAAAAGUACUUUUAUGAUCAUCCUGGUGGGCGCGACACGACGCUUGUCAUUGAGAAUUUUCCCAACCAAGCUGUCGCUGCAGUACCUGAUGAUUCAACUGCAUUCCCUUGGAGAGAUUUCAAGGGCUUCAUCCAAGUCAAUUUUGCUUGGAAGGCUGGAGAUGAGGCCACGGCGCGGGCUUCCAACAAACUCGGGGAGGAGCUGCGCAAUCAGUUCGCUGCCACAUCUGGAUACUCUGAGAAGACUGUUUUCGUCAAUUAUGCCCGCGGAGAUGAAACCAUUGAGAGCAUUUAUGGUAAGCGGAAGCUGCCUCGCCUGGCCAAGUUGAAGAAGAAGUAUGAUCCGUCCAAUCUCUUCGCUUACAACCACCCACUCCCCAUGCAUUAUCCUUGA
Molecule: messenger RNA, 1467 nt
Organism: Trichoderma aggressivum f. europaeum
Lineage: Eukaryota; Fungi; Ascomycota; Sordariomycetes; Hypocreales; Hypocreaceae
Product: CAZyme family AA7
Exons: 6
Coding region: 1-1467 (488 amino acids)
Molecular function (GO): FAD binding; oxidoreductase activity
Source: RefSeq, a predicted model, not a curated record